This is a messenger RNA of Chlamydomonas reinhardtii, 7047 nucleotides long. RefSeq lists its product as uncharacterized. Bases 569 to 6805 code for a protein of 2078 amino acids. The transcript has 7 exons. The record is from RefSeq and is a predicted model, not a curated record. Lineage: Eukaryota; Viridiplantae; Chlorophyta; Chlorophyceae; Chlamydomonadales; Chlamydomonadaceae.
CGAAACCGCCGUGUUUGCAUCAAAUUGUCAAAACCUUGUGCCCAGCCCUUACAAAAGAAGGCAUCCGCAGGGCAUUCCGUUUAGCUGACCGCAGUGUGCCACCCUCAAAGGCCUCACAAUGCAAGUGAAGCGCAUUCAAUCAGCGCAGCGUGUCCUGGAGCUGCUAAUUCUGCCGACAUGUCCCCGGAUGCUACCUGCACGCCGCUGCGGCAACCGCAGGGGGCUAACUGGGGGCGUGUGCAUGUGGGGCAGGAAGCGGUCGGUGCGUGCUGGACGUCGGUGUGGACUGCGGAGUCCGGGUUUGAGACACCGGUCAAACAACCGCCUUGACCAACCGCCACACGCUGCAUGCGGCGCCAAUGCCGAUCAGGUGGCGCACAUCCGGCUGGCUGCGAGUCUUCAAGCGACGACAGCACCUGUUACUCACAGGCAAAGCUGCUUUCGAGAUUCGUGAUCCACCUAACUUAUUUAGCGCACAGCACAGAGCAACCCCUGCAAGCCCUCACGCUUUCCCGCGCUAUCGCGUGGGCGCUUGCCGCGCGGCCUUAGUAGCGCUCCCGGCUGAGCCAUGGCUACCCUAGACGAUCCUCCGUUUCUGCCAGGACCCAUGGAUAUGGAGCUGGCUCGCAUCAGGGCGGACCAGGCCACCGCCAAGUUCCUGCCCGAGCUGCUCAACAGCCGCGAGUUUUGCGAGCGCUACGAGAUCCGCCGCAGGCCCUCAGCCUGCGCGCGCUUUACAUCCGGCCUGUUCUGGGUGCUCGCCGGCGCGGCGGUGAUGCUGCUUGCGGUGCUGGCGCUCCCGCAGCUGCUGCUCCUGCUGGGCGGCGAUGUGGGUCGGGCGCUGUCGACCCGCAGCAGCAACGGCGCGCCUGCCGCGGCGUGGCCCGCCGCAGCCCAGCAACUGUCGCAGCAGCACCUUCCCAACCCGCACCCGUACCAGAACCCUUCGCCCCACAGUUCUGCUGGCCAGCACGCUCUGGGAGGUGGAGUCGCAGCGAGGGUGGCGGGCGCGUCUGUGGCUGUGACCCGUAUGCUGGAAGCGUUUGGUGUGCAGCCCGGCGCUCGACCCAACAACCCUCACCCCGAGUCCACUGCUCAGCAGCCGGCGGCUCCGCGGGGUGCCGGAGCGCCCCCUGCCGACCAGAUGUCGUGGAGUGAGGGCGCCGAGGCCGACCCGCCUGCCCCGGAUGCCCCCACACCGCCGUCUUCGCCCCCGCCGCCGUCACCGCCCUCUCCUCCGACCGGCACCGCAGCGGCAGCACCGCACAGCACCGAUCCAACUGCAAAGACUGAUCCCGUGGAUGACCCCGACCCAGUUCACAGCCUGGCGCAGGAGAGGCCUGCACAGACGGCACACCAUCGCCACACGGCACCGCCUGUCCCCAAGCCGGCGCCGCCGCCGCUGACACCACCACCCACCUCAUCGCCGCUGUCUGUCACAUCUCUGGAGCUUCGCUUCGCCUGCUGGCAGUUGCAGCCGCCGGCGCUGAGGCAGCAGAUGGAGCCUGCGGUGCCGCGCACCGCCGUGCCCAACGCAGACGUCGCCGCCGCCGCCGCGGCCCCAGUGGCGCCGCAGCCAUCACCUUCAGCGGCACCCAGAAUUCGAGCGCCGAGACCGCUGCUGGCUGCGUUUGUCGUCGUGUCGGGACUGCUGGUGCUUACGCUCGCCAUGCUGGUAACCAUUGCUGUCAGUCUGGCGGCCCCGCUGGCAGACUGCCUCGCUGUGGUGCUGCCGGCGGCUGGCAUUUCUGACAGCCCCACUGAGGCCGACCCAGAUGAGAGCAAGACCCCUUCCGCCGAUGCAUCCGCUAUCCCACCUCAUAGCACCGAUGCCAGCACCAGCACAGUGACCGAGACGUCAGCGGUCAGCGCGGCUGACCCGCUGGCCCAGCCGCUGCCCAGAUCCGACAGCCACUCCGGCCUCAACCCCGCUGCGCGCCCCCAGCAGCUCCAGGCCGGCGGGUGCUCGCCCGUCGCGCACUCACCCAUGGAGUCGACCGCAGCCAGCGGUGGCACCUGGAGCUCACGCAGCGGAGGUGUAGGCGAGGACGGCGAAGAUCGCGCGCAGCCGUACACCGCAGCAGCGACCUGCGCGGGCCAGUCUGCAGCCCGGAUCAAGGCGCUGGCAGAGGAGGCUGGUGAGCAGGCGUCGGACACCACGCCAGCCACGAAGUGGGCUAAGCUUGAGACUCCAAGCCGCGCGCCGUCAUUCCGCGACCAGCUGCUGCCGCUGCCUGAGGCGUUUGCGGUACGCAGCGUGGCUGCUCGUGUGGAGCCCCAGUCAGCGGCGCUUCAGCCCCAGACAGCUACGCCGCAGCUCCAGGCCAGCGAUCGACAGACCACUCCGCACAGGCAGGAGCUGUCCACCCCAUCUGCUGGCGCGGCCACUUCUGGCAGCGCCGCGACCAGCACCAGCACCGGCAGCCGCAGCCGCCUGCCUUCGGUGCUGCGGCCGCUGGUGGCCUACGGCGGCACGCCAGUCUCCCAGCCGCCUGCCGCCGGUGGCACGGGUGCAGCCUGUGCUGCGGCCACCCCAGGCGCUGUGAGCGACGGGGCGUCACCUCCACUGGACGCGACCUCAACAGCCGCGCCGUGGCCCUUCGUGUACCCUGACUCGGUGGAGCGGGCCCGCCUCACCGCCACCCCGACCGCCUCCACCACGUCCACUAGCGGAAGCGAGGGCGUGCGCGCCGCAGCAGCAGCUGCGGCUGCGGCGGCUCUGACGCCUGCCGUGUGGUUUGGCACGGCCGCACUGGCAGGACCUGCUAGCGUCGCUGACGAUUCCGACCAUCCCAUCUUUGACCUCUCCCAUUAUGACAUGAAUGGUGACGAGCUUCCUUCACCCUCACCCUCCACCGCGUGGCUGCCACCGCGGCUGUCGGUGCUGCCUCGUACUGCUGCCGAGGAGCUGGCGGCUGUCAGUGGAGGCGCGAGCGCGGCGGCCGACGGCGGUGCAGGCCGGCCUCCGCCCCAGCACCGCUGGCGCCUGGCCAAGAAGGCCGUGUCCCUGAAGCUGCAUGCCGCCCGCCGCACCGCCACUGACACCUCAGCCCACCGCGACAGCCACAACGCUGACUCCGUCAGCGGCGGCAGUGGCUCUGGCGGCAGUGGCGGUGGAUUGGCUAGUGGUGCCGCCGUCAAUGCAGCUCUGCAGGCGGCGGCUGAUGCAGCUGACCAGAUUGUAGAGACUCCACGUCUGGCUCCCGCUACUGAGCAGCAGCUGCAGCUGCAGCGCGGGCCUUCGCUGACGCUGCAGCUGUCGGAGGCAGUGGAGAUGGAGACACCUGUUUGGCCGCCGCUGUAUGGUAGGCAGGCGCGCGGCGCUGGCGCUGUGGCGGCAGCCGCCGACCCUGCUGAGGGUGAGGGUGGCGGCGCCUGUGGAGAUGGCGAGGGUGGUGAUGACGUGGAGUCCAGCGGCCACUUCGCUGCAGAGGCCCUCACCCUGGCUGACUGCCUGAGUGCGGCCCGCGGCAGCCGCGGCGGCUGUGCCACGCCGGUCGCAGCCGCCGCCGCUUCUGCUGCUGCAGUUGCAGCUGCAGCAGUAGGCGAGAUGAGUCCCCUGGGCGCCUGGUCUUCCUUUGGGCAGCCAGCCGACCUUUGCAACGACCGGGCCGUGCCAGGUGUCCUGCAUCGCCACGUGCCGCGCUACGUGCCUGUCCCCAUCGCCGCUGCAGCCCACUCGCCCAGCAUUUCUUCAGUGCUGCCGGCUGCGCUCCACCGCGCGCCUGAGCUGGACCGUGAGCACGUGGCCGCAGCGGCUGCGGCGGUGGCCACGCUGCAGUCGCUCAAGCACUCCGCGCGGCGCCUGGUGGAGGCGACACGUGCCGGUAGCUAUUGGCGGCCGCAGGACGGGCCCGAGUCAGCAGGGGGUGCCGACGCUGACCAGGAGCUGCGCAUGGCGCAGACCGAGCUGCAUGCCGCCGCGUCACAGCUGAAGCAGCUGCGGCUCUCUGCCCCCAGCGGCUCUGCGCCGCCAGCAGCGGCACCUGCCCGCAAGGCCCUGGCCUUUACGCCGGCUGCGACUCCGUUCGCCGCCGCUGCCGCUGCCGCCGCCAAGAUGCCGCGCCGCCCGCUCGCUGACAUCUCAGCUGGCGCUGGCAGCACCCCCGCUGGGGCGCCUGGCUGGGUUGACAAUCGCAGCAGUGACAGCUGGGCCAGCAUCGGCAUUCGCGGAUUGCCGCACGAGGCGCGUGAGAUUGCGGCAGGCGAUGGCGAUGGCAGCGGCGCGGAAAGCGCCAGCGACAGCUUCCUCGUCACGCCGGCGCCGCGUGCGCCGCCGGUGGCCCCGCUGCCCAUCCGGCGCAGCAAGAUUCCCCUGCUGACCCCGGCGUCGGAGUCAGCUGGCGCCGCUGCCACGUCACCACCGGUGGCCUCGAUGCCGCAGCUGCACCUGGGCACUGCGGCUGUGGACGUCAGCACAGCAGCGACUCCCGGGGCUGCUUGGGUGUACGCUGCCGGCACCCCCAGUGCCAGUGCCGACAGCACUGGAGGGCUGUCAUCCAUCCUUGCGGAGGUGGCGGCAGCGGCAGCAGCCAAGGCGAAGCAGUUGGGCCGCAAACGCCUGACAGACCUGGUGUCUCCUGGUGACAGCGCCUCAAGUGGCGAGGGAGGACGUGUUCGCUCUGGGCUGCCGCGCUUGGUGCCAUGGCCGGUGCUCACAGCAACUGGGUCGCAGCAGACCAGGCCGCCGGCACCAGCCCCAACGCCAGACAGCGGCACAAGAGCAGCACCCGCUAUCCCGUUUGCUCGCAGCAACCUGACUAGCAGCGUCGAGCAGGUGCAGGACCUCAUCUGCGGCGAUGACGGCGGCGGCAGCGCCCGCAGCAGCAGCGACGGCAGCUCUAGCGCCGCUGACUCCAACAAGGAGAAUUGCGAGCCGCCGGCACACGAGUCACCCCGGCGUCGCUCCAGCUCCUCCCCUGCGUCCUCCUCGCCUGCCUCCUUCCACCUGGCGGGCCACGAGCUGCCCUCGGACGCCGAGGUGCAGGCCUUCCUGGCCGCCACUGCCCUCAGCCAGUCCCCGGCAGACGCUGCAGCGGCGGCCUCGUCGCCGCCGCUGAGCCCGCUGGAGAGCCUGCUGCGCGUGCUGCCCGCUGCGGUGGAGGUGCUGGUGGUGCAGCUGUGCGCUUUGGCGGACCUGGCGGCGGAGCGACAGCGCGAGGUGCUGGCGUGGCACUACCAGGCAAACGCAUGCACCGUGCCGCUGCCCUUCCUAGCGGAUUCCGGUGCAGCCCAGGCAGCACCGUGCACCGCGGCUGCCACCGCGGCAGCUGAGCAGCGGUCUCCCAUAUCUGGUGACACCUUCACGGCGCCCUCUCACGACGCAGCACCAGUCCCUGCCGACGUCACCGCGGUGGCUGCAGCUGCUGCAGCGGGUGGCGGGCUGGUCGCCACGGCGCGCUGCAACUCGGCUGAGGGCCGGGCGCUUGCGCUCAUUGGCCGCCUGGUGGACGAGCUGCUCAUGGUGCCGUCCGCGGAGGGACUGGCGCUGGAGCUGCAGGCGCAGGCGCAGCAGCAUGAGCAGGCGCAGCAGCAGCUGCAUGCACAGGACCUGUUCGAGGUGGCAGAGGAGCCGCAGGUUCAGGAGCAGCCAGCGGAGGCUGAUGAUGCGCGGGAGGCGCAGCGCGAGGAGGAGGAGGCGGAGGAGGUGGAGGGCUGCAGCAGCAGCGUCGGAUCGGUGGCUGAACCCAGUGACGGCAACCGGGCCGUUGCGGACAAGAGCGAGGAGGAGCCACGCCAGCAGUCAGCCCAGCUUGACUCGGCGGUACCUGAGCACCCACAGCAGCUGGCGCAGCCGGAGCCGCAGGCUCCAGCUGAUGGCUAUGCCGGCCUGACGACGGCCUUCCUGUCAUAUCUGGAGGAGGAGGACGCCUUCAGCCUGUGGAGCCCCUCCAACGCGGCCGCAGCGCUGUACCACGAGUGGGCCGCGGAGACGCCCUCAGCGGCUGCGGCGGACAGGGCGGCCGGCCCUAGUCCGCCGUCCUCAAUCGCGGACCUGAUGCUGUUGCUUCCGGUGGACGAGCACACCAGCAAGGCCACGCCCCAGAGCAGCAGCGGCAGCUGCGAUGCCGGCGGCGCCGGCAUGAGCGGCACCGCCACGGCUGCCCCGCCGUCUCCCGAGCCGCGCCGCGGUGACCACGACAGCGGCGGCGGUGCGUACCUGCGCAGCGUUGCACGCGCUCGCGCCGCUGCUGGCGAGGAGGUGGAGUGGCAGGAGGGUGGGCAGGACGACAACGACGAGGAGGAGCUGGGCGACUGGGAUGCCGGCAGUCGUGUGGGUGCGUGGGCACCCGGCACCUUUCCGCAUAGCAACGCCCCCACACCGGAGAGCACGUACCCGUACCUGCACGGCGCCGCCGCUGCUGCAGCUGCUGCCACCAUGGCCAUGCCGGACUUUGUGAGCGCUGCCGGCAGCAACGGUGAGGACGCGAGCCCUGGCGACUCCGCCAUCGGGGAACAGGCGGCAACGCCGGUGGGGCCACGCCUGCGCGUGUUUGCGGGCAUGGAGGCCAACCUUCCCCAGGUGCCCGGGGCCCCAUUGGCGGAUGAGGAGCUGGAGGCAGCUGCUCCGCCCGAGGACAGCGGUGUGACCACGGAGCCACCGAUUGACUGGGCCUUUGCUGCAGCUGAUUACGCGGAUGUGAUGACGCCGCGGGACAUGAGCUCGGAGGGCAGUGAGGCAGGAGGACUGCUCCCGUUUAGCUACAGCGCGGCGGCGCUGGCCGCGUGGAGCCCCAUGCCGGACACGCCGGGGUCGCAGCGCGCGCUGUGGCGCCCGCGCUUGCCAGGCAGCGCGGAUGCGUGAAGGACAAGUGCCUGUCGUGGCUGGUGUGCAGAUGGAGAUGUAGCAAGGCUCUUGACUAGUCGACUUUUCAUUACGAGAGGGAGGAUACCCGAUCAAGGAUUCAAGGGUGCCCUGGUCGACGUUUGUGAACGACGGGGAAUAACAGGUCAAGGAUAUCCUGGCCUAGUAGCGGAUGCGCUGCUUGCCCAGACAACGCGCUUUGGAACCAGGUGUGACUCCUGGUGCGCUUACUCCGGCUGUGG